AUGUUUAAGCUCGUCUCAUUGAUUGUCGUUGUUUUGGCGGCAAUUACUUUUGCCAAAGAAGAUGCCGGUGGAAAGAAAAAAGAAGAUGUUGGUACCGUCAUCGGUAUCGAUCUUGGUACUACAUACUCAUGUGUGGGAAUAUUUAAAAAUGGUCGUGUAGAAAUCAUUGCUAACGAUCAAGGCAAUCGUAUUACACCGUCGUAUGUUGCAUUUACUGCUGAAGGUGAACGUUUAAUUGGUGAUGCUGCUAAAAAUCAAUUGACUUCCAAUCCUGAGAACACAGUUUUCGACGCUAAGCGUCUUAUUGGUCGUGAAUUCAAAGAUCCAAGCGUACAAUCCGAUAUCAAACAUUUUCCAUUCACUGUUAUUGAACGAAAAAACAAACCAACGAUUUCCAUCAGCAUUGGUUCAGAACAAAAGUUCUUUGAACCGGAAGAGAUUUCUGCUAUGGUACUUGGUAAAAUGCGUGAAAUUGCUGAAGCCUACCUUGGUCAUAAAGUCACACAUGCUGUUGUCACUGUUCCAGCUUACUUCAACGAUGCUCAACGUCAGGCAACCAAAGAUGCUGGUACCAUCUCGGGCUUAAAUGUCAUGCGUAUUAUCAAUGAACCAACAGCCGCUGCAAUUGCUUAUGGUCUCGAUAAGAAGGAAGGAGAAAAGAAUAUUCUUGUUUUCGAUUUGGGUGGUGGUACUUUUGAUGUUUCAUUAUUAACCAUUGACAAUGGUGUGUUCGAAGUCGUUGCAACCAACGGUGAUACACAUUUGGGUGGUGAAGAUUUCGAUCAACGUGUUAUGGAACACUUCAUCAAAUUAUUCAAAAAGAAAACCGGCAAAGAUGUUCGAAAAGAUAACCGUGCCGUACAAAAACUCCGACGUGAAGUUGAAAAGGCUAAACGAACAUUAUCUUCACAACAUCAAACUAAGAUUGAAAUCGAAUCAUUCUUUGAUAAUGAAGAUUUUAGUGAAACAUUAACUCGUGCCAAAUUCGAAGAGCUCAACAUGGAUCUCUUCCGAUCGACAAUGAAACCUGUUCAAAAAGUAAUGGAAGACGCUGAUUUGAAGAAAAGCGAUAUUGCUGAAGUCGUUCUCGUCGGUGGUUCAACACGUAUUCCAAAAGUUCAACAAUUAGUGAAAGAGUUCUUUGAUGGCAAAGAACCGUCACGUGGUAUCAAUCCUGACGAAGCUGUUGCCUACGGUGCCGCUGUUCAAGCUGGUGUUCUUUCAGGUGAAGAAAACACUGGUGAUCUCGUUUUACUCGAUGUCAAUCCAUUGACAAUGGGUAUCGAAACUGUCGGUGGUGUGAUGACAAAAAUUAUUCCACGUAAUACAGUCAUUCCAACAAAGAAGAGUCAAGUCUUCUCGACUGCUGCCGACAAUCAACCAGUCGUCACCAUUCAAGUUUUCGAAGGUGAACGUCCGAUGACCAAAGAUAAUCAUGUCUUAGGCAAAUUUGAUCUAACUGGUAUCCCACCUGCGCCACGAGGUGUUCCUCAAAUUGAAGUGACCUUCGAAAUCGAUGUCAACGGUAUUCUCAAAGUCACUGCUGAAGAUAAAGGAACAGGAAAUAAGAACAAUGUCGUAAUCAAUUCAAAUACGAAUCGUUUAUCACCCGAUGAAAUCGAACGUAUGAUCAAGGAUUCGGAAAAAUUCGCCGAAGAAGAUAAAAAAGUGAAAGACCGUGUUGAUGCUAAGAACGAACUCGAAUCAUAUGUUUAUUCAUUAAAAACCCAAAUUGCUGAUAAAGAUAAACUCGGUGGCAAACUCUCCUCAGACGAGAAAUCCGCAAUCGAAAAAGAAAUCGACGCAAAAAUCAAAUGGCUCGAUGAAAAUCAAGCAUCCGCCGACGUCGACGACUUCAAAGAACAAAAGAAAGCAAUCGAAGAGGUCGUCACACCAAUCAUGACAAAACUCUAUCAAGGUCAACAACCACCACCGGGCGGUGACGUUCCACCUACUGGCGACGAAGGAAACAAAGACGAAUUGUAA
Molecule: messenger RNA, 1986 nt
Organism: Adineta ricciae
Lineage: Eukaryota; Metazoa; Rotifera; Eurotatoria; Adinetida; Adinetidae
Source: the annotation of a GenBank genome assembly